AAUUCUGCAAGUGGUUCUGAUUUACUAACGCUGUAUUCUAGCUGGUCUAAAACCUCUUUUGACCUAAAGGGACACUUUUUGGAUGCCAUGGACUUUUCUACGUUUUCAGGCAGAAAGAAGAGUAAAAAUGCAGGCAGGGCACAGGACAAAGCACUCGGGACAAAAUGUAUGUGAAAUGCUUUGAUACAUGAAUGUCAGUUUUAAAAAUUUUCAAAUUUCCCACCAGUUCCGGCCCCCGUAUAUCCCAUAUGUCCCGACGCUCGCAGUGACCGGAACCCGGAAGAUGGAUGCCGGCAUUGCCCGGAGAAGAUGGCCAGGGACACUGCAGGGGGGACAU
Molecule: messenger RNA, 337 nt
Organism: Staurois parvus
Lineage: Eukaryota; Metazoa; Chordata; Amphibia; Anura; Ranidae
Source: the annotation of a GenBank genome assembly